This is a messenger RNA of Echinops telfairi (small Madagascar hedgehog), 282 nucleotides long. It is a transcript of the gene SMIM36, whose product is annotated as small integral membrane protein 36. The coding region runs from base 1 to 282 and encodes 93 amino acids. Lineage: Eukaryota; Metazoa; Chordata; Mammalia; Afrosoricida; Tenrecidae. The transcript has a single exon. The record is from RefSeq and is a predicted model, not a curated record.
AUGGAGUUUUACUUGGAAAUCGACCCUGUCACCUUGAACCUGAUCAUCUUGGUGGCCAGCUACGUCAUCCUGCUCCUGGUCUUCCUCAUCUCCUGUGUGCUCUAUGACUGCCGAGGCAAGGACCCCAGUAAGGAGUGCGCCCCUGAGAGCCCCGGCGAUACCCAGACCUCGAUCCGCUUGGUGGUGAUGCAGCAAGGGGCUCCAGGGGCCCACUGGGCAAGGGAGACCAGCCUUCAUUUUGGGGACCCUGCUCUUCCGGGGAAGAAAAGCACAGUGGUGUGA